This is a messenger RNA of Clupea harengus (Atlantic herring), 1980 nucleotides long. Its product is annotated as NTPase KAP family P-loop domain containing 1. Bases 1 to 1980 code for a protein of 659 amino acids. The transcript is spliced from 5 exons. NCBI's taxonomy places the organism in Eukaryota, Metazoa, Chordata, Actinopteri, Clupeiformes, Clupeidae. The record is from RefSeq and is a predicted model, not a curated record.
AUGGACCCCCUGACCCCCAGCAUCUACACAUCUACAAGGGGGGCCCCCACCAGCUCCUCGCCCCAGGCUAUGGCCUCCUUUGGCCCCCAGUAUACUGGAGCCGUCCUUGAUGAUGUCUACGCGUACGGCCUGUCCAGGGCCUUGAUUAAGGUGGCGCCUCCUGCCACGGUGGGGCUGUUCUCCAACUGCCCAGGACGGACCGAAACCGUGCUCAAGAAAAUAAGGACUUGCAUGAACAGGGAGGCCGAAUGGAGGGAGAAAAAGCACAAAGGCGACAGGCCAAAACCAUCUUCCGGGAAUAUUCUCUCCCUCCUCCUCUCAAUCGUCUUCCUGCGGCCUGUGUGGAGCGAGGAAGAGGAGCAGAGGAGGAAGAGGGUGAGGUGGAUUUUUGUGCGGUUCAGUGCCUGGCACUAUGCGGGCAGCGACAAGCUUUGGGCGGGUUUGGUGAUUCGCCUCUUUAAGGCCAUCCAGAAGGACUUGGGGGAAAUCCCCCUGUCUGUUUAUAGAGCCACCCAGCACCCCUACCCAAAGAAGAUCCAGAGAGGAAGUCAGCCCAGCUGGAAGUUUCAGAAGUUCCUCUUUUUGCCGCUUUGGACAGCGGUGCUGCUUGCAGUCACCAUGAGCGUCGGGGCAAGCAUCGUGCUCUACAGGUCUGGCUUCCGAAUGAAAGACGAGAGUAAGCUCAGCUGGACAACGCUCCUGGAGUCCGUAGCCAUCGGAGCCGUUGGCCUCCCCACCAUGGCAGGUUUGCGCUUCUUCUUACAUAUAUUCAAAAACCAUUUCUACAGCCAAGGCAGCAACAUCCUGAAACAGAUGAACAGCACAACUGUCAGUGAUCAGCUGGGGUUUAUGAACAAGGUCAGAAAAGAGGUGGCUGUCUUGGUGGACUACAUCCACUUCAUGGAGAUCUUUGAGCAAAGGAAGGUGCGAGUGGUUCUGGAGAUCACCAAUCUGGAUCGCUGUAGCCCAGAUAAAGUGAUUCAGACGCUAGAAGCCAUAAAUAUCCUGCUGGCAGGUGAGAGCGUGCCGUUCGUUUCCAUACUGGCUGUAGAUCCAAGGGUUAUCGUGAAGUGUUUGGAGAACUCAUUUUUGUUUUCACAGGCGAACGGCUACGAGUUUCUGAAUCAAAUAGUUACCCUGCCGUUCAACUUGCCUGAAAUGUGCAUCAAAUCCAAGUGCUUGGCUUUCAGAACACUUGCCAACAGUCAUCUUGAAGUGUUCACAGUCGAGCCGGAGGUGAGUGAUGACACCGAGACUGUGAAAAGGUCUGGGCAGCUGUCUGUGCUAGUUCACACAGACAGCACAGUCCCUUUUAUUGAUAAAACUAAAUGGGACGAAGCGGCUCUGGAGGUGGCACUGACAUGGGAGAUCUGGGCGAAGAAAGUAAAAACAAUCACCCAGGAGGCUUUAGAAUUUAUAUACGAUGAGAACAAACUGCUGCACACUUACCUGUCAGGAAACAGUGUACAUAUGAGACGAAUCAUCAAUUCAGUACGUGUCUCUGUGAUUAUUAUGGAGGCCGUGUACAAUGGCAAGGCUCUGGCUUCAGAUAUCUCUGCCUGGGUGGUUCUCGCCAAUAAUUGGCCAUGCCGACUGAGCUGGAUCCUGCAGUGUGUAGAGGACUGGAAACAGAGGGCCGAUAUGGACGAGACUCUCGGAGAGCUGAAACCAUCUAAACCGCUUUGGGAGGUCUUCACAGAGUCCAGCCAAGAACUACAAGAACUCAGCAGCUGUCUAAAAUGCAUUCUGGAACAGGACGGGGACCCAGAACUGUUCGAGAGGUUCCUAAAAGUGGAUUUUAGAUUCACAGUCGGGGAGGUGGUGAGGUUUAAGCCAUGCACGGUCAACCUUGACCACUCCAUCAAAAAGGAAUUGGCAAGAUUGAGAGAGAACAGACAGAGAAAUAUCACAACCAAGCUCCAGAUGGGUCACAUUGGCAACAUGCGCACAGAAGACAUUUGCAUUGAGUUGUCUUCUUGA